Molecule: messenger RNA, 3212 nt
Organism: Tuber aestivum (summer truffle)
Lineage: Eukaryota; Fungi; Ascomycota; Pezizomycetes; Pezizales; Tuberaceae
Source: the annotation of a GenBank genome assembly
AUGAUGAACAAGGUAUCCUCCAUUCUCCCCAUCCGCCCAGGCCCCAAAGAAUUCGGGUUGCUGAUUCUUUGGUCUCUGCAGAAGCUCGACAGGCUCAAGCAAUGGGCAGGAGAGCGUAUGGGAGGAGAAGUCAAGACCGGGGCAUCGGAUGAGUUUCAGAACUUGGAGAUGGAGAUGAAAUUGAGGCAUGAGGGUAGGGCUCUCUGGAGUUUUGAUGCUCCUGGCCAACCACUGACGUAUGAUGGUUUUUAGGUGCGGAGAAGCUUCACAACACCAUGAAUGUCUACGUCAAAUCGGUCUCCCAGAAGUCUAUGGGGGAGGAUAAGGAGAAGAUGCUUCCUGUGGAUGUAAUGGCUCAAGCGAUGAUCUCCCAUGGCGAGGAAUUUGAAUCGGAUAGUGUUUUCGGAAACUGUCUCAUUAGUGCGUUUGCUCUCUUCCGUGAUGCUCCUAGCGGCGCCAUCGCCUUUCCCACGGAUGCUAACUACUAGAUUAGAGAUGGGUCAGGCCAACGAGAAGAUUGCUAGGGUUCAGGAUUCUUAUGUCGCCGCGGCUAGUGAGAGCUGGCUCGAGUCUCUUGAGAGAUUCCUAACUCAGAUGAAAGAAUAUCAGGUGAUUAGGGUUGCACCUUGGGAAAUAUUCGAAGGCCAAUUCGUUAAUCCUGCAAUUACAGGCCGCCCGUAAGAAGCUUGAAUCUCGAAGACUCGCCUAUGACGCAACACUUUCGAAGAUGCAAAAACAGAAGAAGGAGGAUUUCCGCGUGGAAGAAGAGCUGCGGGCACAGCGCAUCAAAUACGAGGAAUCUAGUGAAGAUGUGUAUCGUAGAAUGGGAGACAUUCAGGAAUCCGAGACCGAAACUAUGGCGGAUUUGACCGCGUUCCUUGAUGCCGAGUUGGAGUAUCAUGAUCGCUGCCGGGACAUCCUCAUGGGUAUUAGGCAGAAUUGGCCGACUGGGUAGGAUACCAAAUAUCCGGGCCUACUGGUUUUUUGAGCUGACAAUGUUUUGUGUAGACUUGGAGCAAAAGAUAAGAAGCGCAUCCGUUCUCGCACCAAUACAGCUCAUUCCUUCGGUAACGGCAGCGGAAUCCGAGAGGAGUCCCCGCCGCCCCCACCUCCGCAAGUUGAGAGGCCCUCCAUUCGUUCGCGUGUUAACAACACUGGAGGUUCUCCGGAAUCGGAUGACAGAAGUGGCCUGUUCCGAAUGCCCACUCCGGAUCACAAUGACAGGCUAUCUUCAAAGCCUGUCUUCCACCGCACUAAUACCUCGCCUAUGCCGGGACGCUUCAGCCAAUAUGAGAGUGAGAGCAUGGCGCGGAGGAGAUCGGACCAAGGAGGGCCGCCUCCGCUGCCUGCUACCCGCACUCUGAGGUCAGCGAAUGCAGAUGUUUUCUCGGACAACAACAGCCAUACUUCUUCCACCCGUAGUUCCCCUGAUAGGGAGAAAUAUCGCUACGAGGAGCGUUCCGCAUCUCCUGCGAGGUCUGCUACCCCUUUGACUAGCCAGGGCCUAUCAAGGACGUCUAGCAACAAUGCACUCUCUAGUGCGUACAACGCCCCCGGCGCUGGGAGGAAGCAAGCGCCUCCGCCGCCUCCUCUAUCCCGAGGAUUGAAGAAGCCGCCUCCACCACCGCCCCCAGCUAAAAGGUCACAAUUAGCCUCGGCUUACGAGAACUGAUUUUCCUUACUGUCCCAUCGAUAUGUUUUCCCUUUGUUGUUUUCACUAUACCGCUGUGAGGCUCCAUAGAAUUAGCUUUGUGGUCGCGGGAUAUUGGAUAUGAAAUGGUAGUACGGGGUUUUAGUUCGGACAAGGAGGCUAAAAAAAAAUCAACUGUACAGGGUUCUUUUUCAAUUGACAGCGCGCGCGCGUAUGGGUAGCAAACUUUACCGGUUCUCCGUUUAAGUAGUUUUUGUUCUUUUGGUCUUUUAGUACGGUGGCUUUUUUUUCUUUUCCCUCCUCUCUUUCUUUGGGUUUGAUAGAUUACUUCUUGACAUGGAAUCGGACAAGAAAUCAAAUGGAGUUCGCUUGGACCUGUCGGGCUAAUAGAUUGAGAAUGAGGUUGUUGGAUCGAUGGGUUGAUUGGUUGUUUACUGGAUUUUUUAUCUGCUUAGAUCGGCGCAUCACACGAUACAGUCGUUACUCGGGCACCUCUACUUUGUGAAUAAAGGUUAAAUGACAUACCAUCAUCACGUCAACCUUGUAUCCCGGCAUGGUAGUAUUGUACAUAUAAAAAAACGCUUUCCGGAUCUAUCCCCAUCCCCGAGUGCAUAUCACAACUCAUCACUCGCCAAAGGCCCAAAGCCCACGUCCCACAACAAGGAAAGUCUGCUAAGAGUCUUGGCAGCGGGAGGCUCAGUCCAGGAGACAGAUCCAUCCAUCGACAACAUCAACAAACGUUAGUUUACAGCACCGCACCGCAUCGGUACUCCCAAUCAACUAAAGCUUCUUCCUUCGAUAACUCCACACCGCAGAUACCAGAGAGCGGGCACCCAAAAACCCAACUUUCCACCACGCACUACCCCCCAAAUUCCUUCACUAUGAAGCCAAUGUUUUCCCUGUACGUCAUUUCCCUACUCCCACUCCCUCUCCCAUCCUCUGCUUUCCACCGCGCGUCCAUUCAUUCCGGCCUGUUAACUAACCAAACCAAACCAUCACAGUUUCAACGUCUGGUCAUGGUAACCUCCCCUCCCGCCCUCCCACCUCCCCUACCCUAGGCAGAGGUUAAUGCGCACCCAGCAUCAUAACCUCCAUCUUCGGAAUCGUCAUAUUGAGCGUCCUGGGCGCGCUUUUCAAGUCCGGGUAUGCAUUUCAUUCUUCUUCAUUCCCUCCCACACGGGGAGUGGAGGGGUGGGAAAACGGACUGAUGAGAGAGAGGGUGGUUGACUGGUUUUAGGCACGAAACAAUGCUCGGAUCAACCGGGGAUCCGGAGGACGGUGCAAAAGUUGCCGGAGUCCUGUUCGGGGCUGUCAUAGUUUACGCCGGGUUUUUGGUAUUUUGUACUGGGCAGGCGUGGUUGCAUAGGCGGGAGAGGGGGGUGCAGUUGCAGUAGAUGGAUGGAUGGAUGGGUGGGUGGUGCAGAAGAUUCGAAGGUAGAGGGGAAGGUGUUAAUUAUUGAGGUGGUGAUGGUGUGAUAUUGGGUGUCUGCCCUUUCUUUUUUCUCUACCUCUCAUUUUUCUUUUUGUUCGUUACUCUUUGAAUAUAUUAUGUUUGGGGUUU